Protopterus annectens (West African lungfish) is the source of this 766-nucleotide messenger RNA. RefSeq names its product neuropeptide FF-amide peptide precursor (gene NPFF). The coding region runs from base 139 to 534 and encodes 131 amino acids. Gene Ontology annotation, molecular function: neuropeptide hormone activity. NCBI's taxonomy places the organism in Eukaryota, Metazoa, Chordata, Ceratodontiformes, Protopteridae. The transcript has 3 exons. The record is from RefSeq and is a predicted model, not a curated record.
GAGUAAUAGCAACUAAUGUUCAUUUAAGGGUAUAUAUAGAGCAAGAAUAAAAGAGCUAGGCUGAGGAAGAGACGUUGGACACAGGUAAUCAAGCCGUCUGGGAAAACUGUUAGAAUUUCAAACCCUCACUCUGCAGACAUGGAAGGCAAAAUGCUCCUGACACCUCUGAUAUUUGUUGUAGCAUGCAUGGCGAUUGGAAACUGUCUUGAAGAAGGUUUGGAGUCCAAGGAAUUCUACCAGAGUGUUCCAGAGGAAACAUACUCUGGAAAACUGAUCAGCGUUGUGGAUAAUGAAGAUCGCAGUACGAGAAGCCUGGGGGAUGAUCGCAUAUUUAAUACCAUCAUGAGAUCACUGCUACAUGUUCCACAGAGAUUUGGAAGAAGCCCACUGUUCUCUUUUCAACCCCAGAGAUUUGGACGGGACAGCAGGGGGUACAUUGGAAGUGAAGGACGAAUACACUCAAGAGGUUGGGAAGUUAUGCCUUCUCAGUUUUGGAAUAUGGCUGUACCACAGAGAUUUGGCAAGAAGAAAUAACCAUCACCCACCACUAAAAUAAAGUAUGAAUACAGGAUUGUUAAUAUAACACUGCAGAAAAGGAUGCAGUAUGUUGCUGAAUGAAGAGAGUGGCAGAAACUGAUGCUAUUCAAAUAAUGUUACUGCACAUUUUCAGGCAAUGGAUAGCGGUGUAAACCAUACUCUGAGCAAUCCUGUUACCAUGUGCUCCUGUAUUCUACUUAGCAUACAAUAAAACUGAACAAAACUGUGA